Momordica charantia (bitter melon) is the source of this 2876-nucleotide messenger RNA. RefSeq names its product zinc finger (Ran-binding) family protein (gene VAR3). The record is from RefSeq and is a predicted model, not a curated record. NCBI's taxonomy places the organism in Eukaryota, Viridiplantae, Streptophyta, Magnoliopsida, Cucurbitales, Cucurbitaceae. Gene Ontology annotation, cellular component: cytoplasm. Gene Ontology annotation, molecular function: mRNA binding.
CCACUCUUCUGUUUCACUAAACAAAUGAAAACCUCAUCCAUAAAUUCCAUCCUCUCUGUUUCCCGUAGGGUUUAACUCCGAUUCCACUCGCCGCCGCCAUGGGCGGAGCCACCCGGUUCUUCGUCCUCCUCUCCGGCCCUCUUCCUCUCAUCCACCACCGACGCCCUUCCAUUCUCCGCCUCGCCUCUCACUACCACAACUUCUUCCGAUCUUCCUUCUCCUUCUCUUCUCUUCACACCACCAACGUCUGCAUUCCUCCAAUCUUAUCCCCCUCCUUUCCCCCAAUUACAGCCUCUCGCCGCCUCCAUUCACAGGUCUCCACUGUAGGGGACGAUUCCGGGAGUUUGGAGGGCUCGGGGUGGUCCGGCUAUGGUGCGUUCUCUCCGAAUUCUCAUAAUUCGCGAGAAUGGUCCAAGUUCCUCCAGAGUCUCGACGCUGGUGGCUACUUCGGUCGCCAGGGUUCCGCAAGUGAGCUUCUCGCUGUUGAGGAGCUGCCGGCUGAGUUUGUGAGUGCGGCAAUUGCUUGCUUGGCGUUCUCUCGCGAGCGGGAACAACUACUAGGAUUGCUUCCUAUGAGGGAUAUUGAGGUGUUGGUCGAAAGUGUGAUCCCGUGUCUGUUCAGAGACGGGGAUGCCUCGACGAGGAAGAUGGAAUUGUUUUUACGAGGCAGCGAAACUCAGGUUUUGGAUUCUGAUAAAGCACGGACAAUUGAUUUAUUCAAAUUUAUCUUGAGCUAUGCAAGGAACCCGACUGUUUCUUCAGAGAGUAAUCUGUACAGUAGAGAUCUGGUAGAAUCAUCUGUGAGGAAUCUGUUGGGUGAAAUAUGCAAGCUUUGUUUUAGCAAUCCAGAUCCGAAGCUUAUGGAGACAGUCAAUCAGUUUUCUGACAAGUAUGGGCAAUCUCGAGGGCCUUAUGGGCCAAAAAUAGAAAUGAAAAGAGGUGACUGGAUUUGUCCAAGGUGUAGUUUCAUGAACUUUGCAAGAAAUGUGAAAUGCCUUGAAUGUGAGGAGGCCCGACCAAAGAGACAGCUCACUGGUGCGGAGUGGGAAUGUCCUCAAUGUGAUUUUUUCAAUUAUGGGAGGAAUACAGUAUGCUUAAGGUGUGAUUGCAAAAGGCCAGGGGCUCCAUCUCUUAGUAACAUUAACAUAAAUUCUGGUUUGGGCAACGACAAUGGGAGUCAAGCAACUAAGGUUGACAUUGAUAGUAAAUUGGCUGCAAAUGAAGAGAAGGCACAACGCUGGUUUAGUAAGAUUUCUCAGCAGGACAGUACGUCUGAUUCGGGCUCCUCAAUAGCAGAUGAGGAUUUUCCUGAAAUAAUGCCAUUGAGAAAGGGAGUUAAUAGAUUUGUUGUUAGCACGAGGAAGACUCCUCUGGAGAGGAGGUUGGCUAAUGCUCAAUACAGAAGAAACUUGGGCAACGAUGGUGUUCCAGAAAAUAAUAGCAGUAAAGUUGAUGCUGCCAAUAGAUCUCUUGAUAAAACAAUAAGCCAAAAUUUGGAUGACAUUCUUGGUCGCACAUCGACAAAUUAUCAGGCCUCGAAUGUUGGAAAUGAACAAGGUACUACAUCAUCUGUUUCAGGUUCUUCGCAGUAUGAAUCCUUGAAAGUACGUAAUUCCAGUUAUGUUCCAUUUGUUCCAUUGCCUCCAGAUAUGUUUGCAAAAAAACCUGAUAACAACAAAUCCGUUUUGUCAGACGCUAAUGAGUGGACAGGUAGUGCUUCUAAGAGCAAUGAAUUGAAUGAUGUAGGAGUUAUUCCAAAUACAGUGGAAAAACCAAUGAAUCAGACUGAGAAACUCAAUGAAGGAGAGGAGGAAACCGAAAAGUCUGAGAGAUGGUUUAAAAGGGUUGCGGAGCUGCACAAUGUAUCAGAUCUUACAAGUGCAAUUUCUGACGAAGACUUUCCUGAGAUCAUGCCAAUGCGCAAGGGAGACAAUAGAUUUGUAGUUAGUAAAAAGAAAGACCGUUCUCUAACUUCUCCAGCUUAUAAGAGGCGUGCGUCGAUGGAGCAAGCUGGCAGUUCCAACUUCGUCCCCUUUGUUCCCUUCCCACCGGACUACUUCGCUAAAAAAGACAAGCCCUCGUCAGAUGGUUCGACUAGUAAUGUGACCGGUGAAGCUCAGUCGAGUGAUACUAGAAUUGAAUUUGAUGAUAGAGAUAAUGCUGAACAGUCUGAUAACCUACAAACCCAAACGGGCAAGUUGAAUUCAGAACUUCUUUCUGGGAAUUCAAGUCAGAACAAUGAAGCUGCAGAGUACAGAGUACCCAACAUUCAAAGCUCAGGCACGAAUUUUGUUAGUUCUCAAUCCGCUCGGGAGAAUGUAUCAAGUAGUGAUCAUGUUGAGGAGGCUAAUAACAACACAAAUGUAGCAGGAAAUCCAUCCCCAGCAUCCGAGAUACAGAACAUAAGGGAGAAAUGGAGUGGAAAGAGUUUAGAGGGUUCAGCAGUCACUGAACCAGAUCCAUUGGACAUGUCAGAAGAGGCCAAAGCACAGAGAUGGUUCCGCCGCGUUGCUCAGAUCAAGGACAUCUCCGAGCUAAGUCAGAUUCCCGACGAGGAUUUUCCAUCGAUCAUGCCGAUGCGCAAAGGCGUCAACCGGUUCGUAGUCAGCAAGAGGAAAACACCAUUGGAGAGGAGGUUGACAUCGCCUCAAUACAGAAGAAAUCUGCCCAUUGUUAGUUCAGACCCACCAAAGAGAGAAAAUGAUGGCAGUUAAAAGCACCCGACGGUAUUUAUUUUCUUUCAUGAAACUUAGAUUACAUUAUUGGUGUUGGUUUAUUCUGUAUCAUGAAACAGAAGGAAAUUUGAUAUGGCUCUUAUAAUUUAUAAUCACAUUAUUGAUUAAAUUGAAUUAAAUACGGAUGAGUUUGUGAUGUCA